Messenger RNA from Zea mays, 2271 nucleotides. RefSeq names its product lysM domain receptor-like kinase 3. The record is from RefSeq and is a predicted model, not a curated record. The transcript has 10 exons. Gene Ontology annotation, molecular function: ATP binding; transmembrane receptor protein kinase activity. NCBI's taxonomy places the organism in Eukaryota, Viridiplantae, Streptophyta, Magnoliopsida, Poales, Poaceae. The coding region runs from base 151 to 2028 and encodes 625 amino acids. Gene Ontology annotation, biological process: protein phosphorylation; innate immune response.
UCAUCUUCCUACGCUCCAAACAGUGCAGAGCCAGAGCUUCAGGGAAGCGGAUUAAACAAGAAACAACAGCGGCAGAUGUGCAAUAGCUGGCCAUGGCAUAAACCACCUCUGUAACCAGACAUCAUUUGCCUCUCCGCUUGCUCGCUCGCCAUGACGAAGCACGGCCUCCUCUUCUUCCUCGCCAUCGCCUUGCUUCUGCACCGCCACUACACGAGCGCCUCUUCCACUGGUCAGCCAACAAGAAGCAGUAGCACAGCAUCAAGAUCAACUGCAGAAUGGCAGCCCUUGCACUGCAGUCCGGUGUCCUCAUGCGGCUCGUUCCUCUACGUCACUCCUGGAGGGCGGAACCUGUCAGAGAUAGCCUCCGUAUUCAACGGCAACGCAUCUCUCAUCCAGCCCGUCAAGCGUCUCUCCGGGUCAGAGGACCUGCUGAUGGCCGUGGCAUGCGAGUGUCAGGCCAUCAGCAACACCACCACGGCUGCUGCUUUUCUUCAUGACACUCAGUACAAGGUGGAGCCGGACGCCAUACCUGACGACGUCAAGAGCAAUACUUUCAGUGGGCUUGCGAUGGAUGUUGGUGAUGGCUUCCCACUGACGCCCGGGGCUACAGUCACGGUUCGCCUCCCGUGCGGGUGUUCCUCCUCGACAGCGUCCAAGGGAGUGCUGUCUUAUUCGGUGCAGGAGGAAGAUACCCUGAGUACUAUCGCAAGCUUGUUCAGUUCAAGUCCAGAAGCCAUCUUGAACUUGAAUCCGAGCGUGAAAAAUCCCGAUUUCAUCAAACCCGGGUGGAUCUUGUUUGUUCCAAUGGGGGUUGCUGGUUCUUCUAAGAAAAAAAGGGUUGGUAGUACGACAAUCACAAUAGCAGCAUCCGUAUCAGCUAUAAUACUGUCCGUCUGCGUCCUCACUGUCAUUCUUCGCCUCAGAAGGAGGCCUUCUCAGCAAAAUGCUGAAGCUCCUGAAAUAAAAAUGGAGAGAGCACCCAGUAACACCAGCAUCGCCGCUCUGGAGAGCCGUUUCUUUCCGUCCAUGAAAAUCAAUGAUAUCGACCCAUUCCAGACAGAGAGGCCUGUCAUUUUCAGUCUGAAAGUAGUCGGAGAUGCUACAGCUAACUUCGAUGAGAAGAGAAAGAUCGGCGAGGGAGGAUACGGCAGUGUUUACCUCGGUUUCAUAGGAACACAUGAAAUUGCGGUCAAGAAGAUGAGAGCAAGCAAAUCGAAGGAGUUCUUUGCUGAGUUGAAAGCUCUGUGCAAAGUACAUCACAUUAACGUGGUUGAGUUGAUCGGUUAUGCUGCUGGGGAUGACCACUUGUACCUGGUGUACGAAUAUGUCCAGAACGGAUCGCUUAGUGAGCAUCUGCAUGACCCGUUGCUGAAAGGUCACCAGCCUCUUUCAUGGACUGCUAGAACGCAGAUAGCAUUGGACGCAGCGCGUGGUAUCGAGUACAUUCAUGACCAUACCAAGGCCUGCUACGUGCACCGCGACAUCAAAACAAGCAACAUCCUGCUCGACAACGGAUUAAGAGCUAAAGUUGCAGAUUUCGGACUAGUGAAGCUUGUUGAACGUAGUGACGAAGAGGAAUGGGUUGCCACUCGUUUGGUUGGGACGCCAGGAUACCUUCCACCCGAGUCAGUUCUUGAACUUCACAUGACCACCAAGUCUGAUGUGUAUGCGUUCGGAGUAGUUCUUGCGGAGCUCAUUACAGGACUCCGUGCACUUAUCCGGGAUAACAAGGAAGUCAACAAGACAAAGUCAAUAAUCUCAAUUAUGAGGAAAGCCUUCGAUUCAGAAGAUCUAGAGAGGUCACUGGAGACAAUCAUAGACCCUAACUUGAAGGACAGCUACCCCAUAGAAGAAGUGUGCAAGAUGGCUAACGUUUCGAUGUGGUGCCUUAGUGAGGAUCCACUGAACCGGCCUGAGAUGAGGGACACCAUGCCGGCCCUGUGCCAGAUCCAUCUCGCCUCUAUCGAGUGGGAGGCGUCGCUCGGAGGUGAUGGUGAAGUGUUCAGUGGUGUUUCCUAUGGCAGAUGAACCAAACGGCAUGGUUUUGGCCUGCACACUCCUUUUCAAUUUUAUUUGAAGGAGAAUGAUGGUUCUUGCGCUGCGGUUUGUGAAUUUAUUUGUUGAUUCCUUGUGCGCUUUUGAAGGGUUGCCUUUUGCUCAUCUCAUCUCCUUGCAAGUCUGGUGUCAACACGACAACACAUAUAUGCUGUCCUCCCUGGAUUUAUUAGCUACAACAAUCUGUUGGGGAGAUGCAUGAAAACUAGAGGAAAA